AAACACCUCCAAAAGUUGAGUUAACAAACUGCACAAAAAUGAAGAAUAGAAACAUUUAUACACCCUUUCAGAAUCUUUCAAUCUUUAUCACUUUUUUGCUCUCUACUUUCACUAUCACCCGUUAGAUUAUAAUCACCCCCUUAAUUUUCACCGUUGAUUUAAGGGCGCACUUAGAUCCUCUUCUCCCUUUCUCUCUCCUCCCAUCUCAACUCCCCGCCAUUUUACUGCUCCUACAAUCUCAACCCUAGAUUCAUUCCUUUCACUUCACUCUACAACUUUCUCUCUCUAAAACUCACACUUUCUCUUUCUAACUCACCAGAAUCAAUGGGUUUCUUCUUAAGUUAACCCCAACAAAAAAAAAAUCAUCCCAAAAAAUAAAAAAAACUUACAAGAAAAAAAAAAUGGGGGAAGAGCAAAAAUCCAAUGACCCAGAAAAUUCCCGGAACUACCCUUCACCGUCGACCACCGGAGAAGACGAUAUCCGGAGAUUAAUCGAUGACAUCGAAUCAAUAGUCACACUUUCACACACCAUUCGUGUGUUCACCAUUAAAUGGCAGCUAAUUCGGAAGAAGCUCGAGGAGUUGAGCAUGUUUCUUGUUGCGGCUGAAACCCCAUUACCAAGAUACAAUCAUAAUGAUAAUAAUGUUAAUACCCAAAAUCUUCACCAGCAUAAAUGUUUAUCGGAGGCGGUCGCGGCAAUCUCCGGCACCGUGAGAGUGUGCCGUGAUCUCGCCAACCGCUGCAUAAACGUCUCCUACAGCGGCAAGCUCCUGAUGCAGAGUGAAUUGGAUAGAGUAAUAUCAAAGCUCGACUUCGCUGUUAAGGGUGUAACGGACAUUUAUAAUAGCUCAGGCGUUGUUACCGGUGAUCUUGCAUUGGUUGUUCUGAAGCCGGGCCUCGGGUCGGGCCGAGAGGAUAUGCGGUUUUAUGUGAAGGAUUUAUGGACCCGGCUUAAGAUUGGUGAUACUCAGAUGAAGAGACAAGCAUUGGUUUCGUUGAAUGAGGUUAUUACUGAGGAUGAAAAGUAUGUGAAGAUUGUUGUUGAGAUGGGUGAUUUGGUGAUACUAUUGGCAAAUUGUUUGGACUCGAAUGAUUGUUGUAUUCAGGAGCAGUGUGCGUUUGCAAUCGCGGUUGUUUCGGGUUUUGAUUCUUACAAGGGAGUGUUGAUUGUUUCCGGUGUGAUCGGGCCGUUGAUUCGGGUUCUGGAGAAGGGGAGUUUGAAGGCGAAAGAGAGUGCUAUUCGAUGUCUUGAGAAGUUGACUGAGAAUGGGGAUAAUGCUUGGGCGCUUUCGGCUCACGGUGGUGUGACUGUUUUGCUUAAUUUAUGCUCGAAUUAUGAACAAGUUGAUGUUGAAUUGAUCGGGCCGGCUUGUUGGGUGUUGCGUAAUCUUGUUGGGGUUGAGGAAAUCAAGCGGUUUAUGAUCGAAGGUGAUGCGAUUUCGGUUUGUGUUAGGAUCAUUAAGGGAAGAGAUGAAUUGGGUCAGAUUGGUGCAGCUGAAUUCUUGCAGUCUAUGGCUUCAGGGGACGAGAAUGUGCGUCAAUUGGUGAUUAAAGAAGGCGGGGCACGAGCUUUGGCUCGAAUUGUUGAUCCUAAAUCGAAUUACUCUUUCAAAUCGAGGGAAUCAGCGUUGAAGGCGAUUGAGAAUUUGUGUUAUUUAUCAGUAGAGUCUGUUAAUAUGUUAAUAGGUUAUGGUUUUAUGGACCAGAUUCUGUAUUUUCUUCGAAAGGGUGAUACUUCUAUACAAGAAUUGGCGUUUAAAUCGGCUUGCAGACUAUGCGGGACAUCAGAGGAUGCAAGAAAAUCAAUGGGGGAUAUUGGUUUCAUGGCUGAAUUUGUCAAGUUUUUAGAGGCGAAAUCUUAUGAAAUUCGAGAAAUGGCUGCUGAAGCAUUGUCAAUCAUGGUUUUAGUGCCUAAAAAUCGAAAGAAAUUCGCAAAUGAUGAUCAUAAUAUUGGAUUAAUCCUUCAAUUGGUUGAUCCAAAAGAGGGAAAUUCUGGGAAUUUUAAGUUCUUAUUGUCUAUAAUACUGUCACUUAGCAGCUGCAAUCAUGCUAGAAGAAAAAUUGCACAUUCUGGGUAUGUCAAGAACAUAGAAAACCUUGCUGAUGCAGGUGUUUCUGAUGCUAAAAAAAUUGUCAGAAAAUUAUCAGCAAAUAGAUUCAGAAACAUGUUGAAUGGGAUCUGGCAUUCUUGAGGAAAAAAAGAAAAAGAGAUUGUAAGUUUUUGUUUAAUUUUUUUUUUCUGCCACUUUUUUUUUUUUUUUUGGGUUAAUUUUUUAAAUUUUUUUUACUGUACAUCUGCAUAUAUGUGGGAUGUUUUUAGUUUGUAUACCCACCACCAUCCUUCACCCAUGCUCUUUAAUCAACUCCAUAAAUACUGCUUUAAAUGCAGCAUUUUGGUUAGCUUGUAACUAUCACUAAAGAAAUUAUAAGGAUGAGAAAAAAAGUACAUUAGAAAGUUGAUAGAUUUUAUUAUAUGAUGUAAUGUUAUAACUGAUUCAAUCACAGUUUUGUGACCUUGGUACUGUAUGUGUAAAUCUGUAUGUUCUAUGCUGCUGAUAGUUCUGA
Chenopodium quinoa (quinoa) is the source of this 2565-nucleotide messenger RNA. RefSeq lists its product as uncharacterized. Bases 402 to 2192 code for a protein of 596 amino acids. NCBI's taxonomy places the organism in Eukaryota, Viridiplantae, Streptophyta, Magnoliopsida, Caryophyllales, Amaranthaceae. The record is from RefSeq and is a predicted model, not a curated record. The transcript has a single exon. Gene Ontology annotation, molecular function: protein binding.